Messenger RNA from Perca fluviatilis (European perch), 3703 nucleotides. Its product is annotated as B-cadherin-like. Gene Ontology annotation, biological process: cell morphogenesis; homophilic cell-cell adhesion; multicellular organism development. Lineage: Eukaryota; Metazoa; Chordata; Actinopteri; Perciformes; Percidae. The record is from RefSeq and is a predicted model, not a curated record. Gene Ontology annotation, molecular function: calcium ion binding; cadherin binding. Bases 225 to 2177 code for a protein of 650 amino acids. Gene Ontology annotation, cellular component: adherens junction; catenin complex; plasma membrane. The transcript is spliced from 14 exons.
AGAUACAGCUCAUUGCUGGUUAAUAAGAACGCUGUUGCUCUGUUGUACAUCUGUUACCCACUUUAGGAAUAGGAAGUAACAGAAACUGCGGGUAUCCAUCUCUCUCACCUUCAGGAGAGAAGACAAAGAAGCCACGACGAAACUUUGCAAAGGAAUAUACUUAUAGUUCAUUUGGCAGUUCAGUUUUUUGGUUUCCUUUUAUUGUUUUUAUUAUUUAGAGACAGAUGGGGACCACUGGGCUCGCGGUUGUGGGCAUUUUACUCGCCAUUUUACAGGUCUCUGCUUUUGAGGGUGAGGGGCUGAGGAGGAGGAAGAGAGAAUGGGUUAUCCCUCCCAUCUCUGUUGUUGAGAAUGACCGAGGACCCUACCCUCUAAAACUAUCUCAAAUCCGUUCUAAUGAAGAUAAAGUGAAGAACAUCUCCUACAGCAUCACUGGUCCAGCAGCUGAUCAGCCUCCUGUUGGCCUUUUCACCAUGGACAGAAACAAUGGUAUUCUGUAUCUCAAUCAACCACUGGACAGAGAGGAGAAAGACAGCUACAUGGUUCAAUUACAUGCUGUUGCAGAAGGUUCAGGAAAUGCUGAGGCCCCUAUGGAUAUUAUAGUGAAAGUAAUUGACCAGAACGACAACAAACCUACUUUCGCUCAAGACAUCUUUCUGGGAGAAGUUGCUGAGGCCUCACCAAGAGGUUUUGAGGUGAUUAAGGUUGUGGCCACAGAUAUUGACCAGCCUGACACAGACAACUCAGAUAUCCGCUACCGUCUUAUGAGCCAGGAGCCAAUGUUGCCCAGUGACUUCCUGUUUGUCAUCAACCCAGUCACGGGAGUCAUCAGAGUCAAUGCCAGUGGGCUAGACAGAGAGAAAUACCCCAUGUAUACUCUGGUGGUACAAGCAGCAGACAUGGCGGGAGAUGGAUUGACUGGAGAAGCAAAAGUAAUCCUAACUGUCACAGAUCGCAACGACAAUGCUCCGGCCUCUACUCAGCCGUCGGUGCCCAUUCUGGAAGUUCCCAAGUCGGGUGAGGGUCUGAGGAGGAGGAAGAGAGAAUGGGUUAUCCCUCCCCUCUCUGUCGUUGAGAAUGACCGAGGACCCUACCCCCUAAAAGUAUCUCUGGUCCGUUCUACUGCACAUAGAGUGAAGAACAUCUCCUACAGCAUCACUGGUCCAGGAGCUGAUCAGCCUCCUGUUGGCCUUUUCACCAUGGACAGAAACAAUGGUAUUCUGUAUCUCACACAACCACUGGACAGAGAGAGGAAAGACAGCUACAUGGUUCAAUUACAUGCUGUUGCAGAAGGUUCAGGAAAUGCUGAGGCCCCUAUGGAUAUUAUAGUGAAAGUAAUUGACCAGAACGACAACAAACCUACUUUCGCUCAAGACAUCUUUCUGGGAGAAGUUGCUGAGGCCUCACCAAGAGGUUUUGAGGUGAUUAAGGUUGUGGCCACAGAUAUUGACCAGCCUGAUACUGCCAACUCAGAUAUCCGCUACCGUCUUAUGAGCCAGGAGCCAAUGUUGCCCAGUGACUUCCUGUUUGUCAUCAACCCAGUCACGGGAGUCAUCAGAGUCAAUGCCAGUGGGCUAGACAGAGAGAAAUACCCCAUGUAUACUCUGGUGGUACAAGCAGCAGACAUGGCGGGAGAUGGAUUGACUGGAGAAGCAAAAGUAAUCCUAACUGUCACAGAUUGCAACGACAAUGCUCCGGCCUUUACUCAGCAGUCGUAUGAGGCAGAAGUUGAUGAAAACAAAGUCGACGCUCACAUCUUAACGAUGUCAGUAACAGACGGUGACGAACCACAUUCUCUAGCCUGGAACGCCAGGUUCGGGAUUGUCGAUGGUGAUCCUGAAGGACAUUUUACCAUCGAAACAGGAAGUAACAAAGAUGAAGGAAUUAUUUCUACUGCCAAGGGUCUUGACUUUGAGAAGAGCAGCACGCACACUUUGUUGGUUGCAGUGGUAAAUGAGGUUCCUUUUGCUGUUCCACUGCCCACUGCCACCGCCACAGUGGUGGUGACUGUGCGGGACGUCAGUGAAGCUCCAGUCUUAGAUCCAGUAGAGAAGCAUGUGGUAAAACGGGAGGCCCUUGCUGUUGACAGUGAUGUGGUGAAGUACACCGCUUCUGACCCAGACACCGGAUGCACACAGAAAGUCAUAGAUGGUCAUCGUCCUGAAUUUACUCGCUGAGCAGUUGAGUACACUGUGGUCCUGAGGGCUGCAGACAACGAGGGCCUGGAGCAGGACAGCAGCGUAUAGGCCACAGUGUGUGACUGCACUGGGGAAGAAGUGUUAUACAUAUAGGGCAGGUGGUACCGAAAUGCCUGUAAUCCGGGGAAUAUUGUGAGGCAAUCUUUUGCUGCUCAGUAAGUCUAAUAUUUGAUUUUAGUUAUAUGUAAAGAUGCUCAUGCUUUCUCUGCUGUGUAGGAAGUGGUUGGACUUGAUGUGACUUAAAGGGUAACUUUGUUUUGUUUCAACCUUUUUUCAACCACUUUUUGUAUGUCUUCGUGACUGAUGGGAACAACAAUUUUUGACACUGGUCCAGUAUUAAGCAAGAUCGCUGCAAGUCGGCAGUCAGCGAAACAACCUGCAAUGUAAGUUAAUAGGGCACUUUAAAUUCACAUCCACAAAAAGCUGUUUUACCACUGACAGGCUCCGAUUAUUAUUCGGAGUAUCUGACAACAUUAUGGAAAGGAUCCCUACAGAGGUAGAUCUUAAUGUUAAAGAGUAAGAUUCUUAUUUUUAAACAUUCCUGAAAUUGCUAUCACUAAACCCACCAGACUCCAUGCAAAUAAACAUUCAUUUUAGAAUUGUAAAAUACAAUUAAUUUUAAGUCGACAGACACAAAAUGAAACAAUGAAAAGCCAUCUUGAUUCGUCUUCUCACUUUUCCAACCAUAACCACUCUGGUUUGGUUGAAAUUAACACAUACUUUAGCGAUUUACAUUUGGAAAUAUGUUGGCUGUAUACACACUAAAAGUAUUGUUCAUUUAAACGUAGUCUGGUGGGUUUAGGGAUAGUGAACUCAGACCUUUUUCUUGUUUAAAAAAAGAGGAUUCUACUCUUUCAAAAAUGGUCUAUCUCUGAAGGGAUCCUUUCCAUAAUGUUGUCAGACACUUAGAAUAAUAAUCUGAGCCUGUCAGUGGUAAAACAACACUUUUAGUGGAAGAAAUUGACGAUGCACAUUUGUCCUGUAGGGUUACAUUGCAGCCCGGGUUUGCGGCUGCCGAUCACAGGGUUUUAGCUCAAUACUGGACCAAUUUCAAAGACUGUUAUUCAGUCAGUUACGCACAAACAAAUAGGAAAAUAGGUCCAGGUUGGAAAAAAAAAUGUGUUAACCUUUAAUCAUGGGUGUGUGUCGCUUUGUGCUCAGUGUUUGUUCAGUACUGGUGUUGCUGCUGUAAGACGGAGAAGAGGAGAGAAGAAGGAUGAUUAAGGGAAAAUCUAGUUAGCCAGCCAAUGCCACAUCACCCUCUGAGGCUGUGGGCAAUGAUAUAUCAAUAAAUGCUUUUUAAAAUGUUCAAUUUGUUGUUGAAAUGAUGUCUGUUUAGUUGACAUCUUUAUCACAUUAUAAUGUCAACACGCUUUUUGGUUUUCCUCCAGUGGUACAUUAUUGUUUUCUAUCAGUAUACAGCAUAUCAAAUCUGUUUAGAAAUAUCGGGAAUAUUGAAUAGGAUAGAACACAAUGUAAUUGUGCUAAAUAAAACAUCACAUUCA